AGCUGCCACAGCGGCAGUCUCUCUUCGACGCCGGCCAGUGAUUCCCCUUCUUCCUUUUUCCACAUGGCUUCUCUCUUCAUCCGUCAGAUCUGGACACUCACAUUGAAGAAUCUGCUUGUUGCUUUCGUGCGACGGUGGUUCUCUACGACAAUCAGGGCUUUCCUCUUGCCUUGUAUCUUUGUGGGCUUCCUAUCGUAUGCACGAUUCCUCUUCAUUCCUCCCUCCGUCUAUGGUAUUGGGGAUCCGACUCCAGUCCGUAGUCUGCCGCAAGCUCUCGACCUCGUCUCCGGUGGGCGGGACAAGCUAGUCUUCGUCAACAAUGGCUUCUCGGGCGGGGCUAUCGAGUCAGUCAUCGAUCGAGUUGUGAACGGUGCCGGGUCGUUCAGUGGGAAGGUAGAGAUUUUGUCUCAAGAGGAGGACCUUUUGACAACUUGUAGAAACAGUAUCAGGGGCACUUCCACAUGCGUUGCUGGGGCCGUCUUCUUCUCCUCCCCUUCAGAAGGCGAGGCUGGUCGAUGGAACUAUUCGAUCAGGGCAGACGGUGGACUUCAGAACAAAAUCGUCACAGACUCCUCUAAAAACGACGUGGAAAUCUAUCUCCUGCCGCUCCAACACGCGAUCGAUCGUGCCAUCUCCAACGUCGAAGAUGGAAGAAAUGGUUCACAGGCUUUGCCAGACCAGGUGCAGGAGUAUCCUUAUACAUCGAUGACGAAACAGCAACGUCUGCGACAGAUUAGGACGAGGUAUAUGGGAGGCAUUAUCGACAUUCUUGCUGUCGCCUUCUUCAUCGGCGUGGUUGGUGUGACUUACCAACUUACAGGACUGAUAGCCGCCGAGAGAGAGCAAGGUAUGGCCCAAUUACUAGACUGUAUGAUGCCAAAUUCCAGAAGAUGGCAACCGCAAAUGGCGAGAAUCCUAGCGAAUCAUAUCGCCUUUGAUCUUCUCUACGGGCCUGGCUGGAUCAUCAUGGCGAUCAUUCUCUCAGUGGGUGUAUUCAGCAAAACGUCUGCCGCUAUUGUCAUCAUCUUCAAUAUCUUGUCGGGUCUUUCAAUGUCGUCCCUGUCCAUUUUCGGGGCUGCGUUCUUCAAAAAGGCCCAACUCAGUGGGAUUACGUCCGUCAUCGUGAGUCUGUUACUGGCCAUCAUCGCACAAGUUGCAAGCAAGGCAGGUUCCGCAUCGGUCGCAAUCCUUUCACUCCUCUUUCCGCCCAUGAACUAUGUCUAUUUUGUUAUCUUCAUGGCUCGCUACGAAAGACAAGAUCACGGGACAAAUCUCUUGAAGCGAGCGCCAGAAAACACUUCAGCAGUCCCAGGGAUUGUCUUAUGGAUAUUCCUAAUCAUUCAGAUUGUGGUGUUUCCCAUCCUAGGUGCCUAUGUCGAGAGAACGCUAUAUGGAACCACGUCAAAGAGUCGCCAGACGAAAGUUUCGGAUGAUACCACUGCCAUCUCGCUGCUUGAAUUUACGAAAGAGUACCAGCCGUCCAUCUUGGCCAAGAUUCGCUCAAUAUUCACGCGGAGGAAACCGAAGACGGUCCUAGCAGUCGACAAGUUGAAUUUGAUCGCUGGACGUGGUGAGAUCAUGGUUCUGCUGGGGGCAAAUGGCAGUGGCAAAAGCACGACCCUCGAUGCUAUUGCUGGACUCAAUUCGAUCACAUCAGGCGGAAUUUUGAUCAACUACCCAUCUCCCGAGACUGGACUGGGCCUUUGUCCUCAGAAGAACGUCCUAUGGGACGAUUUGACGGUCGAUGAACAUGUUGUCAUCUUCAACCGAGUCAAAAGUAAAAUGCCUGCGACAAAGGCCGACAAUCUCUCCCUGCUCACUUCGUGUGAUAUUGCUGCAAAAGCGAAAGCGCGUGCCAAAACCCUGUCCGGUGGACAGAAAAGAAAGCUUCAGCUAGCCAUGAUGUUUACAGGCGGCUCAAAAGUAUGCUGCGUUGACGAAGUAUCGUCCGGUCUCGAUCCACUGUCUCGACGCAAGAUAUGGGACAUCCUCCUUGCAGAGCGUGGCAGAAGGUCCAUAAUUCUGACUACGCAUUUCCUGGAUGAAGCUGAGUUGCUGGCUGACCACAUCGCCAUCCUGUCGAAGGGAGUUUUAAAAGCUGCAGGCACAUCGGUUGAGCUCAAGAACAAAUUGGGCUCCGGAUAUCGGGUCCAUGUUUACCACAAUCACGGCGCACAACAAAUCCCAACUUUCCAGGAUAUCAGCCACCAGAAACACAGCGAUCAGACUGUGUACUUUUUACAAGAUUCUGCCUCGGCUGCAAAUUUCCUCAGUCGUGUUGAUGGUACCGGCUUGGCUGAAUACCAGGUCAACGGACCGACGAUCGAAGACGUCUUCCUCAAGGUUGCUGAAGAAGUGCAGAUACGGUCUGACACCUCGACUGAGGUCGAAUCGAAGGAUGUGAUAGAAGUAGUGGGCAGCAAUCGCAGUGAAGAAGCCACUACAAACAAGGCAGCAGAGGUUGUGAUCCAAGAUGACCCAUCUACCAACGCCCCAAAGCUACUGGACGGUCGUCGCAUCAGCAUGCCUCAACAAGCCAAGGUGCUCUUCUCAAAAAGACUUGUGGUUCUUCGGCGGAAUAGCCUUCCCUACCUCGCAGCAUUUAUAAUUCCGGUCAUCGCCGCUGGCCUAGUCACACUUUUCCUCAAGCACUUCGAGAAGGCCGAAUGCUCUCCCUCGUCGGCUGUCUCGGUCUCUGAUAUUGAGUCUUUAUCAACCCAGAUCAAUUAUCAGCUUGUAGCAGGCCCCCGAAAUCUGUUAGAUCAAGGCGCAAUAGAAUUGCUAGCCGGCUCCUUUGGUAGCAGCAUUGGUGAAGGAGAUGUGGGGGCUAAUACUACCAAGCUGCUUAAAUCGAUUCACCUUGUCGAUACUUUGGAGGAGUUCAACGACUACAUCGAGAACAAGUACGCCAAUGUCACACCAGGAGGCUUCUUUCUCGGUGGCGGUAGGGUCGCCCCUACCUUUGCUUGGAAAGGAAAUGGUGACAUCGCAUUCCCAGUCAUCAUCCAGAAUUCUCUUGACACACUGUUGACCAAUAUUUCGAUCUCAAACCAAUAUCAAGCGUUUGAUAUACCGUGGGGUGCCAGUGUUGGAGACGCUCUACAGCUCAUUACUUACUUUGGUCUGGCCAUGGCGGUUUAUCCAUCCUUUUUCGCCUUGUAUCCGACGAUUGAGCGACUCCAUAAUGUUCGAGGUCUGCAUUAUAGUAAUGGCGUUCGAUCGGCGCCUCUCUGGCUUGCGUACACUAUAUUCGACUUCGUUAUCGUACUGGUCACCAGCGCCAUUGCAAUUAUAAUCUUCCGCGCCGCCUCUGAUGUCUGGUAUCAUGUCGAAUACCUCUUUGUGGUAUUCUUCCUGUAUGGCCUGGCCUCGACAUUAUUGUCGUACGUUAUUUCAUUGUUUUCGAGGUCGCAACUAGCAGCCUUUGCAUUCGCUGCUGGAGGACAGGCUGUAAUGUUUCUUCUUUAUUUCAUUGCAUACAUGAGCGUGUUAACGUAUUCGCCCAUCGACAAAAUUGAUGACUACGUCAAUGUAUGUCAUUUUACGAUUGCCGCGAUAUCUCCAGUGGCGAAUCUCACUCGAGCACUUUUUAUCACCCUGAAUGUGUUCUCAAUCACUUGCAGAGAUCGACAAUUCGCUUCUUAUCCCGGAUCAAUGACUACAUUCGGUGGCCCAAUCUUGUACUUGAUAUUGCAUACUGUCGCGCUGUUCUGCCUGCUUCUAUGGUGGGAUUCGGGCCCGACCUUUCAACGUUGGCGUAGUAGAGCAAAGGAAGAAGAAGUUGAGUCGAAAGAUACACUUGAAGCUGAGGUCUCCAAUGAGCUCACACGAGUCAAUUCUUCACAAGAUGGGCUUCGUGUUCUUCAUUUGACCAAGUACUUUGGCAGGAAUCUCGCAGUCGAUAAUGUGACAUUUGGCGUUCCACACAGCGAGGUGUUCGCACUCCUCGGGCCGAACGGCGCUGGCAAGUCGACAACAAUUUCGCUCAUUAGAGGCGACAUUCAGCCAAGUCGUCGAGGAGGUGACAUCCUUGUGGACAAUAUUUCAGUUAUUCGUCACCGGACUCAAGCCAGAUAUCGAUUGGGAGUUUGUCCUCAAUUCGACGCGAUGGACACGAUGACAGUAGCAGAACAUCUCAACUUCUAUGCCAAGGUCCGCGGAGUCAUUGACCCUGGUCACAAUGUUGACGCAGUCAUGCAAGCUGUUGGACUGGAGCAAUACGCAGAUCGCAUGGCUGCGAAGUUGUCAGGUGGCAACAAGCGUAAAUUAUCCCUAGGCAUUGCCCUCAUGGGCAAUCCAAGCGUGUUGUUGCUUGACGAGCCUUCUUCGGGUAUGGACGCCGCAAGCAAACGUGUUAUGUGGCAAACACUGAAGUCGGUGGUACCUGGCCGGUCUUUGGUUCUGACGACUCACUCAAUGGAGGAAGCAGAUGCUCUCGCCAUGCGAGCCGGAAUCAUGGCUGGAAAAAUGCUUGCUCUAGGAAGCACUGAAUACCUCCGACGCAAGCACGGAGAUGCCUAUUAUGUCCACCUUGUCCAUCGGCACGCCCCUCAUACAUCCGAGCAAGAAAUGGAGCGUAUUCGCAUCUGGGUCAGCACCACCUUCCCGCAGGCCGAAGUCGAAAGCAAGAUAUAUGCUGGACAGAUCCGGUUCUCUGUGCCCACAGCAGCAUUGCGCGAGAAGGGCGAUGAAAUCAAUCGAAGCUCGGGCAUAUCUAGACUUUUUGCAGCUCUUGAAACAAACAAAGCUGAUCAAGAGAUUCAGUUCUACAGUGUGAGCCGGGCAACGCUCGACCAGGUCUUUCUCAGCAUAGUGGGUAAGCACAAUGUGACGGAAGAAGGCACUGACGUUCCGACUGCAUCAAAUACUCGAUCUGGGAAGAGCAUCAAGCGAUUUUUGUCCGCCAUGACUGGAAGGAAACGAGAAUAGUAGUGGAAGACAGCAUGCCCGAUUUUGU
This is a messenger RNA of Exophiala oligosperma, 4957 nucleotides long. RefSeq lists its product as uncharacterized. The record is from RefSeq and is a predicted model, not a curated record. Bases 64 to 4929 code for a protein of 1621 amino acids. Gene Ontology annotation, cellular component: membrane; intracellular membrane-bounded organelle. NCBI's taxonomy places the organism in Eukaryota, Fungi, Ascomycota, Eurotiomycetes, Chaetothyriales, Herpotrichiellaceae. Gene Ontology annotation, molecular function: ABC-type transporter activity; ATP hydrolysis activity; lipid carrier activity. The transcript is spliced from 3 exons. Gene Ontology annotation, biological process: transmembrane transport; lipid transport.